GAGUUGCGGCCGCUGGAGGCGCGGGGGGCGCGCGGGGGGCGGGGGGGCGCCGCAGUCGCCAGUGCGCACCGUGCCGUCCGACCACGCACCACGCGCCCGCGCUGCGCCCGUCCGAGCCUGGCCCACAUAGUAAACACAAACAUACACCGUUGUUGCUACAUUCACCGGCGAACCGGUUGCUGUGACUACCAUUUUGGAUUCAAAAAGUGAUACUUAUUCAAAUCAGAGUGUUGAUCGUGCCACUGGAAUAGUGACUUAUAUUUAAAUAUAUUUUUUAAGUUGUUAAAAGUGUUCAGUACCCAUGAUAAAGUGAGAACAGUGAUUGGAUUGAAUACAUGGAUGGCAUUAUGUCUGGAUAAGAACGCUACAACAACGGGGAUUUUAAUUGAGAACGGAGUGAAUAGGAGAUGGCGCGUGUGACAAGGACAAGACACUAAAACAAGAUGGCCGUCGCUCGCGCGGUCCUCCUCUUGCUUGCGUCCGCGGCUCAGGCCUGGAUGCCCGACUCCAAUGCACGCAUCCACAUCAAAUUUGGUGAAGAGUCAUCGGAGCAGUUCGUCGGAAAUGCGACAGCGACGGAUCACUUCCGUAUAUUGGACAAAGAUGACUUCUCAAUCAUCGUCGGUGGAAGAAAUAUGGUGUACAACCUCAGCCUCUACGACUUGUCGGAGAAUAUAGAUCAGCGACUGGAGUGGCCAUCAACAGACGCGCACCGCGAGCUGUGCCAGCUGAAGGGCAAGUCGGCGGACGAGUGCCAGAACUACCCGCGCGUGGCGGCGCGCUCCAACGGCCGCCUGCUGGUCUGCGGGACCAACGCCUUCAAGCCGCUCUGCCGCUGGUACGCGCGCCACUCGCCCAAACACCACAUCGAGGAGUUCGAGGGCAGCGGCAGAUGUCCCUUCGACCCGCAACACAAUUCCACCGCUAUAUUUGCAGAUGGACAGUUAUACACGGCGACCACCGCAGACUUUUCUGGGACAGAUCCGCUGAUAUACCGCGACCCGGUGCGGACGGAGCGCUAUGAGCUGCGGCUCCUGAACGACCCCUCGUUCGUGGGAUCCGUCGCCUCCACCACACAUGCGUACUUCUUCUACAGGGAAACUGCAGUUGAAUACAUGAAUUGUGGCAAGGCUGUGUAUUCACGAGUAGCAAGAGUUUGCCUAAACGACAAGGGUGGACCGCACACAUUCAACACCUAUGUUGACCGAUGGACUUCAUUUUUGAAAGCGCGACUGAAUUGUUCCAUUCCAGGAGAAUACCCAUUUUACUUUGAUGAAAUCCAGGCAACGACUGAACUUAUAAACGGAAUUUACGGAAGUGGCGGCAGCAGGAACGAUAUAAUUUACGCAGUAUUCACGACUCCUCAGAAUGCCAUCGGAGGGUCGGCUGUGUGUGCAUUCGCUAUGAGAGAUCUAAUAGAGGCUUUUGAGGGCCCCUUCAAGGGACAAGAGAGUAUGAACUCAAACUGGCUUCCAUUAGAAAAGACGCCCACUCCAAGGCCUGGCUCCUGCGUUGAAGACAGCAGGACGCUAUCAGAUUCAUCUGUAAACUUUAUCAGGACGUACCCUCUAAUGGACAAAGCAGUGCCAUCAUUUUUGGCACGACCCCUCCUUUUAAGAGUGAGUCUGCAGUACCGAUUUUCUGCCAUCGCUGUUCACCCUCAAGUUCAAUCAAUGAACGGUGAAAGAUACGACGUCAUUUACGUAGGAACUGAUGACGGAAGAGUUAUCAAAGCAAUCAAUGUAGCUGCCAACGAAGGAGUGUUCGACGCGAGUGUGGAUGAGUACAGCCGCAGCCCCGUGAGGACUGUAGUUAUAUCCGAGGUGCAAGUGUUGCCGCAAGGGACGCCCAUCAAGCAGAUGCAGGUGGCUCUCACCACGGAGAAGCUCAUCGUAGCUUCCGGAGACAUCAUCAAGGCUAUCUCACUGUCACACUGCGGGAACGCGCUGUCAUGCAGAGAAUGUGUUAGUUUACAAGACCCUCACUGCGCGUGGGACUCCAAGCAGCAGCAGUGUGCUUGGGUAGGAAAUAGGCAAUUUCCGAAUCCAGAGAGAUUCCUACAAAAUAUAGAGUUUGGAAAGACUGAAAUAUGUAAUAAGCUGCCAGCCCUCUUGCCUGGUGAUCGUCAUAGUAAUAGAAGUCCGGGUACGAAAAAACCCUCCUUAUCUGAGGGCGAAGACCGUCAGAAAAACGACGAUAUACAAAAUGAAAUUGUGAUACAAGUCGUCGAGACGAAUGUUUUGACUGAAGAGAAGAAUGAUCAACAUGAAACAGAUCUUCUAACAGUGGCAGCAGCUGACGGCAACAUCUACACGGCGCAGGCUCUGCUCACAGCCGUGGUGGCCUCCUGCCUCGUCACGCUGAUGGUGGGCUUCGUCAUCGGGUACCUCUUCUCGAGGCGAUUUCGACACCCAUUUUUUACCGAUACCUCACCCUUCAAUGAACAACACAAUCAUCUAAAUAGACUGAGUCCGCUGGAGACGCCUCUGAACGCCAACUCGGGCUACCUGCCGCCGCGGUCCAAGAACGUGAACAUGGUGGCCAACGUGUGCCCCAUGGCCAAGCCCGACAACCUGCACCUCGAGCUCGGCAAGGAGCGCGCGCUCGACCGACGCAACUCCACCGAAUCCCUAGACAAGGACCUCAAAUGCGGCACCUUGCAAAAAGUGAAAAAGACUUACAUUUGAAAAUUACCCCCACAGACGGUUUACGGGUCCAUUUCUAAGUGAUAGAGACUGCAGUGCGGUGUGUGCCAAGUCUUCCGGCGGUAGUCCACGACCUAGUGAUAAGACUGUUUGUUUAGUGUCUGCCGUGGAAGGGCGAGGUUCGUUGCGUGUAAAUACUGUUUCCACAUUGUACAGAACGAAUGAUAGACUCGUAAGACAAUUAUUAUAAAUUAUUCUUUACAUCAUGUAAAGUUGCAUUUAAAUGUUGAAUCAUUUAUUGUCUAUUACAUAGUUAGAUAAAUGCUGGAGAUAGUGUGGGUAUUUAAUACUCUCGUUUGGGAGUAUUUAUUGUGUUGCAGACGUAGAUAUUGACAUUUAGAAGUUAAAAUUGUUGUAGAACUUGUACUUGUUAACACUGGACUUGAGCAUUGAAUACCCAUUAGAAACAUUCCAUAAUAUAUAGUAGUUAUAACAAAUGAGCAGCUAUUGUAAAUAAUAUAAAGCAAUUUGUAUAUAAGGAAGUUAAACAGACGAUCCGGUGAUCCCAAUAGGAUCCUGGCAUCAGUUGGAUGAAUGUCAAACUGGGGACAAACGCACCAAUAUGUUAAAAUACCUACAUAUUCGUCUUUCGUGUUAACAUAAAUAUAGUUUCAUAAAAUUGUUACAAGAAAAAAUAAGAGAAUUUAGUUCGGAGUUAUAGCAUAAAUGCUGUGCUGAAAGCAUAGUGCCUUGUAGGUUGCCAAUUUAGUGCCUAACAAUGUAGGAUACAACAAAAUGUUAUGUAUAACGUAAAUAGAUGAAUAUUAUUGUAUACUUUGUCGAGUUUAAUAUUUCAUCUAAAAUUGUUACUCAGCCGUAUGAUCCUUUGUACAUAAUUAGAUGUAAAGUAAUUAUAUUGAAAGUUUGGAUGCUCAUUGCUAUCGUUUAAUAGCUUCUUUAUGAAACUCUAAUUUAAUAAGAAUUUAAGUAUUCUUCAGUCAGUUUGAGGCACUAUCAUAUCUCAUGAUUAAAUAAUAACGUAUAAAUAAUAGAUAUAAAUUUAUCAAGAACAAACCACCCAGAGCGACAACUAGCUAGUGUUCCCACCGUGAUUGAAUCAAAGUCGUUUUAGUUAAGCAGUUCGCGUCUGCUACUGUAAAUAAUAUCAAAUAUUAGGAAAUAAAGCUAUUAAAGUAUUAAAGAAAUUAAAUCAACUUUUUUAAAGAUUGCUUUUUAUUUUUUGACUACUGAGGCAUUUUAGCUGGUAGAACUUUAAUUUUAAAGUAUCUUUUUUUUAUACUAUUAUUACAAAAUAUUUAUACAUCCUGCCGAACUUAUUGUUUCAAUUUCUACAUUGUGUAAUAAAAAAUCUCUACAAAUUGAAUAAUGUCUGAAUUGUGGAGAAAAUAAAAGUAUUAUAUAAAUA
Plutella xylostella (diamondback moth) is the source of this 4071-nucleotide messenger RNA. Its product is annotated as semaphorin-1A. Gene Ontology annotation, cellular component: plasma membrane. Gene Ontology annotation, biological process: axon guidance; positive regulation of cell migration; negative chemotaxis. Gene Ontology annotation, molecular function: semaphorin receptor binding; chemorepellent activity. The record is from RefSeq and is a predicted model, not a curated record. NCBI's taxonomy places the organism in Eukaryota, Metazoa, Arthropoda, Insecta, Lepidoptera, Plutellidae.